Molecule: messenger RNA, 1949 nt
Organism: Melitaea cinxia (Glanville fritillary)
Lineage: Eukaryota; Metazoa; Arthropoda; Insecta; Lepidoptera; Nymphalidae
Gene: Sac1
Product: phosphatidylinositol-3-phosphatase SAC1
Exons: 14
Coding region: 159-1949 (596 amino acids)
Biological process (GO): phosphatidylinositol dephosphorylation
Cellular component (GO): endoplasmic reticulum
Molecular function (GO): phosphatidylinositol-4-phosphate phosphatase activity
Source: RefSeq, a predicted model, not a curated record
CAGAUUUCUGAUUAGUGAUUACAAUUUCGUGCUGUAAUCUUUAAGUUUUAAUCGUUGAUUACUUGUAAUGCUAGUAAUUUUAUUCAGGUCCUGCAUGUCCAUAUUGCAAAUGCUAUGAUAUAGAUAAACUCAUAAAAUACAAAGUAUAUUCAUAUAAAAUGGCAGAUCAAUUGCUAAUUCAUGAUGACAUCAAGUUGUACACAACAUCAGAUAAAUUUUAUUUUGAACCAACAAUCAAUCCAACAGAGAUUUUGGUCAUUGAUAGAGUUACUGGGGAAGCUGUUGUCAAAGAUAUAAAUGCUGUUAAAAUCCCAAUACCAGCAAAUGCAUAUAAACCAGUUUGUGGUUUCCUCGGCUCCAUUAAACUCAUAUCUGGAUUGUAUUUAGUCGUGGCUAAGUAUAGGAUAUUGGUAGGAAAAAUUAAUGGACAGGAUAUAUACCAAUUGGCAGGUACAGAUGUGAUACCAUAUUCAAGAUCGACAACUCACUUAACCAACAAACAGAUAGAAGAUAACAACACCUAUGAGCGCAUGCUGAAGCUGGCUUUAGACACGCCUGGGAUUUACUUCUCGUAUGGAUAUGACUUGACGCACACCAUGCAGAGACUGCAUUCAGUCCCUCCUGAUUUCCACAAGAUGUCGCUAGCAAGUCGUGCCGACUCUCGUUUCCUAUGGAACGGGCAUCUCUUGAAGGACUAUUCACAUCAACAAUUCGCGAGAUUCGCUUUGCCUAUCAUUCAAGGAUUCGUGGCCAUAAACCACGUAACAGUGAACGGUCACCAGCUGACGUGGUCACUAUUGUCGCGGCGAAGCGUGGAGCGCGCCGGCACUAGACUGUUUAUGCGCGGGAUCGAUGCUCAGGGAAACGUAGCAAACUUCGUCGAAACCGAACAGAUAGUCGAAAGAGGUGGUGAGAAGUCUUCCUUCGUCCAGACUCGAGGGUCGAUACCGCUGUACUGGAGCCAGUUCCCCAACCUCAAGUACAAGCCGGCGAUGGCUCUGUCGCCUGAAGACCACGUGGCUGCGUACACGAGACACAUGAGGGACCAGCUUCAGAAGUAUGGAAAUCAAGUUCUGUUGAAUUUGAUCGACCAGCACGGCAAGGAGGAGGCUCUGGAACGAGGCUACCGCGCGGCCGUCGCGGCGGCGGCCCUGCCCUCCGUGCGCUACGAGCCCUUCGACUUCCACGCCGAGUGCCGCGGCAUGCGCUACGACCGCCUCGCCGUGCUCAUGGACCGCAUCGCGCACGAGCAGACGGAGUUCGGCUACUUCCUGUCGCGCGGCGGCUCGGUGCUGCUGCGCCAGGGCGGCGUGUUCCGCACCAACUGCGUGGACUGCCUGGACCGCACCAACGUGGUGCAGAGCCUGCUGGCGCGCCGCCAGCUCGCCGCCGUGCUGCGCCUGCUGGCCGUCACCGACCAGGGCGAUCGCCACCCGCACCUCGAUGCGCUGUUCAAUACGGUAUGGGCAGACCACGCAGACAUGAUUUCUAUUCAAUACUCCGGCACGGGAGCCCUGAAGACCGACUUCACUAGAACCGGCAAGAGGACCCGACUGGGGCUUCUGAGGGACGGGAUCAAUUCCCUCACCAGAUACUACAAGAACAACUUCUGCGAUGGUUUCCGACAGGAUGCGUUGGACCUGUUCCUAGGUAAAUACGUUAUAGUUGAAGGCGAGGGCAACACCGCCCUCUGUCCGUUACGUCGUCCUAGAGACUGGAAAUACUUGACAUUCCCGUCAAUCCUGCUGGUGGCGGUGUCGAUGUUCUGCGCCAGCGCCGCGCUGCCGUCCCGCGGCUCCACGGAGCUGCUGCUGUACCUGCUGUUCUGGGGCGCCACCGUGGGCGCCACGCUCACCUUCAUCUUCAGACACGGCAAGGAGUUCGUGGACUGGCCCCGGCUGGACGGGGCUCUGGCCGCGUCCCGCGAGCCGCCUCCGCCGUCCUUAUGA